AUGGAUGUAGACCAACUCCAGUCGCAGCCGCAGCUCCAACCUUCCGAACAGUCCCCUACCUCCCUCUCACCCUCCGCCCAACUCGACCUCGCCAUCACUCUUAUCCUGCACAACUGGCCCGUCCUCACCCUCGCUGUCCAAUCCUCAUGGGGCGGCCCCACCUCCUCCGAAAAGCGCGACUGGUUCUGCGCCGCCAUCGCCGAACUCUUCACCGACCGUCCCGAAACCGAUGCGAUAGACCUUGAGGAAGUCCUGCUUCAGGUGAUGAGCGACGAGUUCGACGUCGUGGUGGAUGACGGGAGCGCCGCCGAUAUCGCGGACCGGGUCGUGGAGCUCAAAGCGGAGAUCGAGAAGGGAGACCUGGCCGGAGUAAACAAGAUGUGGGAGGCCUGGAAACAAAAGGAGCUCAGGGGUGGCGGAGACGGAAAUGCAAGCCUUGGGCUGUUCAGAAAGGUGGAGAUGCGGGAUGAGGAUCAGGAGACGGAUGAAGACGAAGACGACGACGAGCAUGAGGACGGGGAUGUGGCGAUGGAGGAUGCACCUGCUCCCAGGCCGCAGCGGGAGAGGACAGAGCCGGAGGUUGACGAGGACGGCUUCACAAAAGUCGUUGGGAGGAGGAAAAGGUGA
Molecule: messenger RNA, 627 nt
Organism: Coccidioides posadasii C735 delta SOWgp
Lineage: Eukaryota; Fungi; Ascomycota; Eurotiomycetes; Onygenales; Onygenaceae
Biological process (GO): maturation of SSU-rRNA from tricistronic rRNA transcript (SSU-rRNA, 5.8S rRNA, LSU-rRNA)
Cellular component (GO): nucleus
Source: RefSeq, a predicted model, not a curated record